CCCCCUUUGAUCUCGAAUUCCCGAACAACACCUGUAGUCGCUAGCAGCUAUCAGAGCCAGUGAGUCCAUAGCAGCCGUGAAUAACGGCUAGCAGUCAGUGAACGAGGCAGUGGAGCAUCCGAGAGUCAGUGAACAACUACGAGCAGUCAGUGAAUAACGACUAGCAGUCGGUGAAUAACGGCUAGCAGUCAGUGAACGAGGCAGUGGAGCAGCCGAGAGUCGGUGAUUGACUACGAGCUGUCAGUGAAUAACGACUAGCAGUCAGUGCAUAACGGCUAGCAGUCAGUGAUUAACGGCUAACAGUCAGUGAACGGGGCAGCGGAGCAGCCGAGAGGGCUAGCAUGGAGGAGCCGAGUUUAGACGAGCUGGAGUGGAUGGCCAUGGAGGCCGAUCAGGGCGGCCAGGAGGACGACUGGCCGUUCGAGGAGCCGCCGGACGACGACGACGGGGGGGGACACGCGGCCGGCGCACGCGGCGCAGCAGCAGUCCCCCCACCACACGCAUUUCCCCCCCAAACCGUCUCUGGCGCGCAUGGAUUGGCGGGAGGGGAAAGGAGCGGGGAGCAGGGGUGGGACUCGGGGGAGAGAAUAGUGGAGAGGGGCAAGGAGGGUGCAUGGACCGGGACUGGGGUUGGGGUUGGGGUUAGGGAUAGGGAUGCAACUAAGGCGUCAGAGGCAGUAGGGGUGGCAGUAGGAGGAGGUGCAGUGGGGGGAGAGGCAGGAAGGCGAGAGAAGCGGGGUGGAGGAGGAAGAGGGGAAGGGGAGGGAGGAGGGGCAGGAGGAAGUGGAGAUGGAGGAAAAGGAGGUGCUGGUGCCAUGAAUGGGAAUGCGGGCGUUCCUUGGAGAGCAACGUCAGCAGCAGCAGCAGCAACAAAAUCAGCAGCAGCAAAACCAGCAGCAGCAUCCUCAGCAGCAGCAGCGGCGGCAGCAGCGGCGGCAGCAGCGGCGGCGGCGGCAGCAGCAGCGGAUGAUGCGAAGGCAGCACGGCGUGUGGCAGCAGAGGUGGAGGGCGAGGUGAUGCCCGUGACAGGCAGCGAUGGGCAGCGCGUGUACUGCCGGGUGAGAGACAUUAGAAGAGAUAGAGCAGACACAGCAGGCAGAGACAGGAGACGGACGGAGCAGCAGGAGAGGGAAGAGCGAGAGCGGGAGAGCAGGAUGGGCGGGGCGUGGGCGAGCAGGAGCGGGAGCGGGGCAGCAGCAGCAGGUGGAGGGCGGGUGCUGUCAAUGAGUAUAGAGGAACUUAUGGAGAGAGCCGAGCAGGAGCAGGUGCAACGCGCCUUCCGCCUCUCCCACCUCAUGGCAUCCUCAUCCUCCCCCUCCUCUGUCCUCUCCUCUGCCGCCCCCUCGCUCUCCGAGGCAACACCAUCACCAGCACAACCAUUGUUCGCACAAGCAGCAGCACCUUCUGUCUCUGCUUCUGCUUCUCCUUCUGCUUCUGCGUCUCUCUGGGUGGACAAGUACUCGCCUCGCUCCUUCACGGACCUACUCAGUCCCGAGCCCAUAAACCGUGCCGUGCUCUCCUGGCUCAAGCAGUGGGACCGCUGUGUCUUUGGCGCUGCCGCGGCCUCUUCCCGCGCCCGCACCCACCCGGAUACCCUUGCUGCCCUGCGCCGCCUCCCCCCGCCCUCGGGAGCAGCGGCCGGGGGGGAGGGCAGGGGUGCUGGUGUGGCUAAUGGUAUGGGUGGAGGAGGCAUGGGAGGGGAGAGCCAGCUGGGGAAGAGAGCGCGAGGCGAGACAGCAGGAGAUAGACCAGAAGUCAGGAUCUUGCUGCUGUGCGGCGCUCCAGGGCUGGGAAAGACCACGUUGGCGCACGUGGCGGCGCGGCACUGUGGGUACCGUGUGGUGGAGGUGAACGCGAGUGACGACCGCGUGGCCUCGUCCCUGCGGCAGCGCAUCGUGGACGCCAUCCAGAUGCGCUCCGUGCUCGCAUCCUCCUCUGCCUCCAACUCCGGCCCUAGCGGCUCUGGCAGUGGCCCGGCCGCUGACUCCCGGCCUAAUUGUCUGGUGAUUGAUGAGAUCGACGGGGCGUUUGCAGGAUCUGAAGGGAGGGGCGCUGUGGAUGCACUUGUGGAGCUGGUCCAAGCGGACAUCAAAGCCGCAGCCUCCGCAGCGGCGGCAGCAGCGUCAGCAGUCCCUUCCAUUGGCAGCAGGGGCAGCGACGACGAGGACGAGGAGGGGGGAUCGGAUGGGGAAGAUGGGGGGGGCGGGGGCGGACAGGGUAGGGCGCGGGGAGGCAAGUUCAGGAGGGUGAGCAAGGAGGGCGUGCCAAGAGCCAGCGGGCCCAAGAAGAUCCGGAGAAGACGGGCAGGGGGGAAGGGGUCUGCAGUGGUGCAGCUGAGGCGACUCAACAGACCGAUCAUCUGCAUCGCCAACGACCUCUAUGCACCUGCUCUCAGACCCCUGCGAUCCGUGGCAGAGGUGCAUGUGUUUCAGCCACCAACCACCAACCGAGUUGUCUCAAGGCUGCGGCACAUCUGUGAGGCGGAGGGGUUUGAGGCCGAUGUGAGGGGGCUCACAGCCCUGGCUGCCCAGACAGACGGGGACAUCAGGGCGUGUCUCAACACCCUGCAGUUCCUGCACCGAGCCAACAGGACUCUGCGAGCGUCGGAGGUGGCGGCGCAGAUAGUGGGGCGGAAGGAUGCAACCAAGGGGCUCAUGGACGUGUGGAACGAGGUUUUCUUCCCUACUGCACUCCGCUCUCUUCCCAAGCCUCUCCCCUCUCCGUCACCAUCCGCACCCCCAUCAGCAGCAGCAGCAGCAGCAUUAGCAUCCGCAUCACCAUCCCAGCCUGCCACCCACUAUUCUCGCUUUGACGCACUCGUCUCUCAACUCGGCGGCACGUCAGACACGCUAUUGGACGGCAUUCACGACAACCUACUACAUGCUGCGCUCUCCGAUGUCUCUCUGCGCAAGACUUCCUCGUCGCUGCACUGGCUGGUGUGUGCGGACCUGUGGCACCACAGGGCCAUGGGCGCUCAGCAGUUCGCUCUGCUGGCGUUUGAGACGUGUGCCAUGUAUGCCGUCCGUGCCACAAUGGGUGCCGCCGACAGGCACCCCCUUGAAUGGCCCAAGGCCCACGCCAGGUAUCGGUCGGAGCAUGCGGUGCGGCGGGAGACAGUGGAGGCGUGGCGGGGAGCCAUGCUGCCAGCUGUGGCGCGCACGGCCCCCUCGCACUCCCUCGUGCCCGACCUCGUUUCGCCGCUGCUCGCUGUCAUCUCCACCCCACCCAUCCGCCCUGUGGCGGGCCAGCUGAUGACUCCUUGGGAGAAGCUCGCUCUCUCUCUUCUCGUAUCCACCAUGCUGGACUACGGCCUCUCCUACCGCCGUGCGCACCAGCUCACCUGGCACCGCCACAGGCCCCCUCCUGGGGCUGCUGGGGCUGCUGGUGGUGGUGGAGGGGAGGGAGGGUUUGGCGCUGUUGAUGCGUACAUGGGAGGGCCUGUGCUGGAUCCUCCGCUCAUGGAUCUGGUUGUGUUCACGGGAUCUCGAACUCCGCCCUACGUCAUGGCAAUAUCUGCCGCAGUGCGCCAGCUCAUAGGCCGAGAGAUUGAGCUGGAGCGCAUCCGGCGAGACUCUGUGCGAGUGAAACUGUCAUCCACCCCCAAUGCCGCUGCAGCCCCUAAACCCCCUCCAACUCUUCCUCCUCCUCCACCUACUCCUACUCCUAUUCCUCCUGCUUUUUCGUCUCAUCAGCAGCCACAAGCAGCUGCUCCCGUGCCAGCUGCCAAUGUUAUCCCACAGAGCAGCGAGGGAAAGGGUACCCAGGCUGGUGAUGAUAAGCCAGAGGCGAAUGGGAAAACUAUAGCAGCUGAGGCUGUGAAGUCGCAAAAUGCUCCAGGCACUGCUAAGAUAGGGAGUGACGCCAAGCAGCCCAAAGUAAAAGAGCAGAUGCGGCGACCCUUUAGGGGGUUCACCAGAAAAGUGGAACAAGAUGGUGGGUGUGGGUCUAAGGCUGCACGUCAACAGGGUGAAGAUGGGGGACCUGCCGCAACUGGUGCCGGCGAGAAGACAGUCAGCGGCAACAAUACUGUUCGCAUAUCAUUCAAGUAUCACGAGGGAUUUACCAACGCUGUCCGACGACCAGUCCUCUUUUCUGAACUCUUGUAGUUUCAAGGUCGCAAUGUCGCCAUUUUCAGUGGUACCAGAUGGUACAGUAUUAAAUGUAACUAAAAGCAAAUCAGCAUC
Messenger RNA from Closterium sp. NIES-67, 4184 nucleotides. The record is from the annotation of a GenBank genome assembly. NCBI's taxonomy places the organism in Eukaryota, Viridiplantae, Streptophyta, Zygnematophyceae, Desmidiales, Closteriaceae.